Molecule: messenger RNA, 2091 nt
Organism: Impatiens glandulifera
Lineage: Eukaryota; Viridiplantae; Streptophyta; Magnoliopsida; Ericales; Balsaminaceae
Product: protein AIR1-like
Exons: 9
Coding region: 224-1726 (500 amino acids)
Molecular function (GO): nucleic acid binding; zinc ion binding
Source: RefSeq, a predicted model, not a curated record
AAGUUUCGAAAGGGCCCGGUAAGAUUUGCGGAAUAGUAACCCUAAUUCAGUCGGUUACUCCUCGGCGAAUUGCCAAGGGCAAGGGGGGUGGAUCGUAGCUUGAGAAAUCCAUCCUUCAGCAUUCAGAAAGUAGGGUUCUUUGCCUUUGCUCUUUCAUUUGAUAUUACUUCGCAACUGCAGAUCUUGCUCCGUCUUUUCCGAUUCUUCAUUUUUAUGUAUUGUAAUGGAAAGGAGAGAAUAUAAUAGAAAAGCGGCCGAGUCCCAUCACAAGGAUGACGAAGAAGAUUGUGGAGACGCACCAAAGUUAUCAAACUUCGUUUUUGAACCGGACAGUGGCGAUGAUCAAGAGAUCAACGAAGAUUCGAGUCUUAAGAAUGUAGAAAAAACGAUGUCACGUCCGUUAGCCACUAGUAGCGGUGCUGCUUCUGCCGCAUUGAACGGAGGAGACGGGUUGUUGCCAAAAACCCAAGAUUCAGAUGACAUGAAUGACAAGAAGAAGCUUAAGGCUGUUAACAAGAUUAAGAAGAAAAAGAAGACCGAAACACCGGAGGAAAUUGUGCACGUCACAAGGAAAGAAGGAAAUGACACAGUAAAUGAUGUUGAGAUUACUAAAUUGGUGGAGACAAGCCAUGUUGAGACGUCUGAUAAUGUCAUUCUAAAGAAGCUUCUUCGCGGACCAAGAUAUUUUGAUCUUCAAGGUGGUGGAUGGGUUAUGUGCUACAAUUGUGGAGAAGAGGGGCAUAAAACUGCUAACUGUACCUCAGAAAGGCGGGCAAAGCCAUGCUUUGUUUGUGGAAGUUUGAAGCAUAAGGCAAAUCAAUGCUUAAAGGGUCGGGACUGCUUUAUCUGCAAGAAAGGGGGUCACCUUUCAAAAGAAUGUCCAGAAAAAUACAAGGGGAAGUUUCACGAGUCUUCGAUGUGCUUAAAAUGUGGAGGUUCUGGUCAUGAUAUGUUCUCAUGCAAAAAUAGCUAUUUUGCUGAUGAUUUGAAGGAAAUACCUUGUUAUUUUUGCAAGAGUUCAGGUCAUAUUUGCUGUGCUAAUAUCGUCGAUCCUGGUCCAAAUGUGGUAUCUUGUUAUAGGUGUGGGGAGAUAGGCCACGAUGGCUUGGACUGUGGAAGAUCUCUUGGUGAAUCUAAUGCUGUUGUGUCUUGCUACAAGUGUGGCAAAGGACAUUUUGCUCGUGAUUGUCGAAGUUCUUCAACAAAGGAACGUGGAAAAUCGCGUGGUGAAUCUACCAUUGCUGGGUCUUGUUACAAGUGUGGCGAAGAAGGACAUUUUGCACGUGAAUGUCGAAGUUCUUCAACAAAGAAGACACGGAAGAGAAACCAUGAAUCAGCAACUCCUACUAAAAAAAUCCGUAAAGUAAAUAAAGACCCGAAAGGAAAUAAAUCUAUGCCUCCUAAUUUUGGUAAGCCUCGAAGGAAGAAGUCCCAACUGGAUGAAGGGUUUUCUAUUCCACCAGUCUCGAAAAAGAAAGGUGGUUGGAUUCCUGAAGAUUAUGAAGACUUUCCUAGGAGAAAUAAACAGAGAUCACCUGCGACACCAACUAUGUUUAGAAAUAACUAUUAUGGUUCUGUUCCACAUUCUUACUCCCCUGUUUAUACACCUCGUUUUGGAAGUACAGCUUCAAACAGAUCAGCUAGAUUUGAUCAACAGCAAUAUUCAGCUUCAAGAUUUGGUAAUUCCAGUAGUAACAACUGGGAAAGAAGAGAUUAUGGUUGGUAACAGAAAGCUUUCGUCGUGGGGUUGGAAGAAAAAAGUGAAGAGGGAACUUCAUGUUCAAGAUUAUUCACUAGCAGCAGUGCAAAUUGGGUGCAACAAGAAAUUAUGCGAUGAACCAACAUAUGUGCUGAACCUUUUACUAAACUCUUAGAGACCAUGCUUAAAAAAAACAACAUUUGGUUUUUUAUAUUUGUUUUAACUUUAUUCAUUAUGUUCAAACAGCUUGAAGAGACUUAGCUUUGUCUUGAAGUGACACAUUUUUUUAAAAAUAAAUCUUGCUAAAUUGUUUUAUAUGACCUCUAUUGUUGUAAUGAACCUAGUUUUCAAGUACAUCUAAUUUCUUCAAUGGAAUAUUUUUUUUCCUUAAA